UGUAUAAAAACAGACAAAUCGGCGAAAACAUCGGUACUGUACAACAAAGUAUUCCAGAAGAACACUGUACCAUAGUUUUAGGAUGUCCGUAUCGAGGAUUAUACUAUGUGUCGUAGCAAUAACUUAUGGGGCAAAUGCUGUUCUCUUGUCGGAGAGAAAUUCGGAUGAACUGCCCUUAGGUCCAUACUACGACACCUUAGGGGACUAUUACGUAGAAGACCCUUUUGCAGAAGCCUUUAGUACCGACGGUGACUCAUUGGAUGUCGACUACCGGGAAAAUAACUGGGACCAUAGCAAUGAAAUCUUUGGAAGACAACUCCCAGAGAGCGGAGAACUGAAACUGAACCAGGACAAGAAAAGCCAGAUUUGGUGUAAAGUCAAGAAAGUCAUCAAGCACCAUCACGAACCAGGAUACGAGUUCUUCCCGAAAAGUUACAGCGAAUAUGACUGCCUUCCUCACACCCACGCUGAUGGCUUCUCCGAAAACAGUAUCUUCAGUUCCGAUAUCUGCGCAGUAAAAGACGUCAGAUGUCAACCCCUACAGAAGACUUUUGUAUUCUUCAAAUGGCCCGCCACUGCAAAAUCCAUAUGCGCCCUUAUGAAGGUCGAAAAAACUGUCAGCGUUGGAUGUAACUGCGUCAAUCACGUGAAAUACCACUUCCAGUAAAAUAUCGAUAUCUGUAGUUGGACCUUAACCACGCACAUAUCUAAGCACUUAUCUAUUUAUUUGCACUAUCAGAAAAUUUACAAAAACACUAAAAAAAAUAAAUGUUAUAUUACGUUUAUAAUUUUUAAAAUGGAAACACGAAC
Molecule: messenger RNA, 810 nt
Organism: Anoplophora glabripennis (Asian longhorned beetle)
Lineage: Eukaryota; Metazoa; Arthropoda; Insecta; Coleoptera; Cerambycidae
Exons: 4
Coding region: 83-667 (194 amino acids)
Source: RefSeq, a predicted model, not a curated record